Molecule: messenger RNA, 666 nt
Organism: Neopelma chrysocephalum (saffron-crested tyrant-manakin)
Lineage: Eukaryota; Metazoa; Chordata; Aves; Passeriformes; Pipridae
Product: protein KRE1-like
Exons: 2
Source: RefSeq, a predicted model, not a curated record
ACGGUGACCAUGGCAACCACCACAGCAUCCUCCAUAGCAACCACCACGGUCACCAUGGCGACCACGAGAAGCAUCACAGUCUCCAUGGCAACCACCACGGUCACCAUGGCGACCACGAGAAGCACGGGGACCAUCAUGAGGGUCUCCAUGGCAACCAUCACGGUCACCAUGGCGACCACGAGAAGCAUCACAGUCUCCAUGACAACCAUCACAGUCACCAUGGCGACCGCGAGAAGCACGGGGACCAUCACGGUGACCAUGGCAACCACCACAGCAUCCUCCAUAGCAACCACCACGGUCACCAUGGCGACCACGAGAAGCAUCACAGUCUCCAUGGCAACCACCACGGUCACCAUGGCGACCACGAGAAGCACGGGGACCAUCAUGAGGGUCUCCAUGGCAACCAUCACGGUCACCAUGGCAACCAUGAGAAGCACGGGGACCAUCAUGAGGGUCUCCAUGGCAACCAUCACGGUCUCCAUGGCGACCACGAGAAGCAUCACGAUCUCCAUGGAAACCAUCACGGUCACCAUGGUGACCACGAGAAGCAUCACGGUCUCUAUGGUAACCAUCACAGUCACCAUGGCGACCACGAGAAGCAUCACAGUCUCCAUGACAACCAUCACAGUCACCAUGGCGACCGCGAGAAGCACGGGGACCAUCACG